Molecule: messenger RNA, 2260 nt
Organism: Somion occarium
Lineage: Eukaryota; Fungi; Basidiomycota; Agaricomycetes; Polyporales; Cerrenaceae
Source: the annotation of a GenBank genome assembly
AUAAUGUUUAUCCAUUCCGAUUGACUCCAAACUCUUACACAACUCCCUACCUUUCCUACAAAAUUGUUGCUGGCUACAGCUGCUGCAUCUAUUUACGAUACACACUCUUGUUCGCAGUCCUGCAUUGUCUGCAUUGCAAACAAUUGUGUCAUUCCAUCCACUUGCAGGUUGCGUCGAGCCAUUAGUAUAAGUGCAAGAACCUUCGCUUUCACUCUUUAACUGUCUCCACUAUUUGAUAGCUUAAGGUGUCGCAAUGGCGUCGACGUUGGGCUCAGCAGUCCCUCCAUUCACCCCUCACGCGAUCUCCGUUUCAUUGCCGACUUGGAAAGAUACUGUUGGGUACGAAACGGGCGAGAAACGGGUGGUUGAUGCCAUGGUAUCUGGUUAUCCUCGCUUCUUCCUCCAUCUCGCGAUUCAAAAACUCGCCAGGGUCUGUGAACUGAAGUUCGGCACACCAGGCGAACUCUGCAUGUUAUUCCCUACACGCAAGAUUGCGGAGGCCUGCAGGAAUUUCAUGGUGGAUCGAUCAUCUCAAUCUGGGAAGCCGGUUCCAGUACGGCUUGUUCAGUACGUGAUCUGCCCAGAGGACAGCUCUUCAGGGAAAUCUUGCGCUGAACUGCACAUCGUACUCUUCCCUGGAGAUGCUUUCCCCCUUGCAAAACAAUUCUGGCAACACACAGGUCUCGGCGUUUCCAGUCGCUUGGCGGAACGAUGUCUUUCCAUGCUUCCCUCCGAGGAACCAAAACCAUCGUCACCAACCUCACCCCGACUUCCACUCAAGGCAAGCAAUAGGCAUUACUCUGCAAAACCUUCUUGGUCUUCUCCUGCCGUUAAUCCGGUGGAAGAUUUGGACAAAGAUCAUUCGACGUACUUGGAAGAGCGCUAUGGGCGCAACCUUCCUCAGGGUGCCGCGGCCGGAGCUAAGCGCGCCAUGAGGAGACGUAUUGCUGGAGUUCUCGUCCACGACACACCGAAUGAUUGGUGUCAGGCCGGGAAGCACGACACUGAAGUUGGACCGAGUACGAGAGGGAUCAAGGAAGUCUCAGAGGAUGACGUCUACCUCUUUCCAACUGGUAUGGCUGCUAUUUGGAAUGCGCAUCAGCUGGUGCUUGGUGUUAGACCUUUGGCAAAGAGUGUAUGCUUCGGGUUCCCGUACACAGACACUUUGAAGAUAUUGGAGAAAUGGGGUCCAGGCUGUUUCUUCCUAGGCAAUGGAAUAGAUCAAGAAAUUGACGAGCUCGAAAGGAUACUCGAGCAGGAGUCUGCCGAACAUCCCGAUCGACCUCCAAUCCUUGCUCUCUUCACUGAGUUCCCAUCGAACCCACUCCUUCGAUGCGCCGAUUUACCUCGCCUUCGUGCGCUUGCAGACCAAUAUGACUUCCUCAUUGUCGUCGAUGAAACGCUUGGAAACUUCGUGAACGUGGAGGUUCUUCCAUACUCUGAUGUCGUUGUCAGCAGUUUGUCAAAAGUCUUUAGUGGUGACGCCAACGCCAUGGGUGGCAGUCUCGUUCUCAAUCCCAAGGGACGCCAUUACUCUGCUCUGAAAGAACAUAUCACAAAGACUUUCGAAGACACUUUCUUCGACGAAGAUGCCAUCUACAUGGAACGUAACUCUCGGGAUUUCCGUCGGCGCAUUCGUGUCAUUGACCAGAACACAGAAGCCGUCUGCGAUUUCCUUCGCUCUCGAUCCCUCGCAUUUUCCCCAUCCUCGACCGACGUCGUCAUCAAGGAGAUCUUUUAUCCAAAGUACACUACACCCGAACAUUACAAUCGUUGUAAAGUAUCCGACCCUGAAGCAGGCUAUGGAGGACUAUUCUCGUUGACAUUUGUCACUCAAGAAGCAGCACGAGCGUUCUUUGAUACCCUUUCAUGUUACAAAGGGCCUAGUCUUGGAACAAACUUCACUCUGGCUUGUCCAUAUGCCAUCUUAGCGCAUUACGUGGAGUUGGAUUGGGCGGCAAAGUACGGGAUCGAGGAAAGCCUAGUGAGAGUUAGCAUUGGAAUGGAAGGCAGACAGGCUUUGCUCGAAGAUUUCGACAAGGCUUUGAAGGCUGCGGAGGCUACGCUUUCUAACUCAGAUGCUUGAGUGUGUCGAGUUGUUAUCUUGGAUGAGAUUGCGGAAUGUAUGUAAAAUAUCCAGGCCAGCUGCUUUCAGUCGUGACAUAGAGGAACAUGUAUGUAGAUGACAGUCCCAAGAAUGCGACAAUAAUUACUUAAUCGGAGAGAUUAAUGGGCCAACUGCUCAUGUUUUGUUAUGAAC